Molecule: messenger RNA, 270 nt
Organism: Parnassius apollo (apollo)
Lineage: Eukaryota; Metazoa; Arthropoda; Insecta; Lepidoptera; Papilionidae
Source: the annotation of a GenBank genome assembly
AUGGGUGCGGGUGUUGGGGAGGUAAUGGACUGGGUAUCAUCAAUAAUUUGCGUAACGGCUACGGGUGGAGUGGUACUGAAGUUGUCGGAGCCUACGGUGGAGUCGGUACAGGUGACUUGGAUAUCGCUGGUGAGCUGCCAGUCGCGCGUCACCACUGUCGCUGGACACGUACCGAUACUAGGUGCCGUGCGAUUCGGAGGUGGAGUGCCGGCAACUGGAACAGUUUCUAUUUGCGGAAAAUGUGACUGCGAUUGCAACGGCCUGCCAUAG